Dreissena polymorpha is the source of this 505-nucleotide messenger RNA. RefSeq lists its product as uncharacterized. The record is from RefSeq and is a predicted model, not a curated record. Bases 107 to 505 code for a protein of 132 amino acids. The transcript is spliced from 2 exons. Lineage: Eukaryota; Metazoa; Mollusca; Bivalvia; Myida; Dreissenidae. Gene Ontology annotation, molecular function: sequence-specific DNA binding.
GCCAGUUCAAUAACUGUUGUUACCGCCCCUGAAAAUUACCCCCCUUUACUGCUCUUCGCUGAGGAGGUAAAUCAUCGAUUUCCGGUGGUUAGCAAAUUAUUGCGCAAUGGACGACUUAUCGAAUCUAGAAUACAAAUCAACAGAGAAGAAACGGAAUUACUGCUGUAUUUGCAGUAAUUUUCGGGGAAAAUUAGUAGAUGGGAAACAAGUGAGGUUGCAUAGAUUUCCAGCCGACGAAAAAGUAAGAAAACUAUGGAUCAAAAGACUGAAAACUGUCAGCACUGGCUUCGUUUUGAAGAUCAAGAACGAUCGGCUGUGUUCAGCACAUUUUGUCGAUGGGGUCUACAACAGCAAGAACCAAAUUCCCAGUAUCUUCAUGGUGAACAACAAGCAGAAGAUCUUUAAAACAUCGGAGGUUGAGGAAGAAAGUUACACAACAGAGGCAUCUGCAAUCCUGCAAGAAAACGAAGAUAGCCGGGAGAGUGAUUGCUAUGAAAACAUGUGA